Messenger RNA from Lycium barbarum (goji berry), 1536 nucleotides. RefSeq lists its product as uncharacterized. The record is from RefSeq and is a predicted model, not a curated record. Lineage: Eukaryota; Viridiplantae; Streptophyta; Magnoliopsida; Solanales; Solanaceae. Bases 1 to 1536 code for a protein of 511 amino acids. The transcript has 2 exons.
AUGAAGGAACUUGGCAUCACAACUGAAGAACUUUCUGAAAGCCGCUUGAUGAUACAAGGAUUCAAUCAAGGGGGGCAACGAGCCAUAGGUGCUAUCAAAGUAGAUAUCACCAUCGAAGAUUUGCGAUCAAGUGCAUGGAUGCAUGUCAUCGACGCAAAGACUUCGUAUAAUAUGUUGCUUGGCAGGCCAUGGAUACACGAGAACAAAGUUGUCCCAUCCUCCUACUAUCAGUGUUUGAAGUAUCUCGAAGGGAGUGUCGAAAAGAAGAUAGUUGCUGAUGAUAAGCCAUUUACUGAAGCAGAGUCACACUUCGUCGAUGCAAAGUUCUACUUGAAGAACUACACAGUGAGAGAAGUAAAAGUCGAUGACAUCGCAACGACCAAGAGUGAUAAGAUCGCAACUGAAAGAGCUGAUGAGAUUAUUGGAAAAGUUAAAGUUGGUGCUGAGGUGUCGCACUCCAGUCCCAACAAAGGGAACACCGUGUCUUUGAAGAAGAAGAAGAAGACAACUCCCGUGCUCUGCUAUGUUCCAAAGUUGAAGAAAAAGGAAGGUGAACCAUCUGAAGCUCAAGAAAAUAUGCUAGGGGGGCUAACUCUUCCCAUCAGACGAAUUGAUGCGAUAAAUUUGUCCUCAAAGUUACUUGGAGACUUCGUGGCUCAGAAUCCGCCACAAAAUAUGGCACUCCCUACAAAACGUACAAAUGAAGACUUUGAUCCAAAUGCUUACAAGUUAUUUGUCAAGGAUGGGUACAACCCCAACGAGCCAUCAAAGUUAGGGAAACUUCCAUCAGAAGCUAGCAUGAUACAAUCACGUGAAAGUUUGGGAUACAAACAACCUCCGCCAGUUCGCAUAUCCAUAAGAAGGGCAAGUAUCAACUACAUCACUGUGGAAGAUGAGUCUGUUGCUUCCAACAAAAGGCCUUCAGUGUUUGAUCGUCUUGGAAAGUCGGCCACAAAAGCUUCUACCAAGGAGCGUGACGAAGAUGAGGAGAGUGUAGGUUCUUCAUAUCAUAUUACCGCACAAAGUGAUCAAAAUACUUCAUUUCAGAUAGAGGUUGCCGAGAAGUUGGAGGACAUUUCCUCGUGUUACCACAUAUCUUUCAAUGAUGGCGAUCCUCGAGAGGAUGAAGAUGCCAGAGAUGCUCCUCCAGAACUUGAAGAAGGGGUGAAUACCACAGUAGACUCUUUGAAAGAAGUUAAUCUUGGUACUGAUGAAGACCCAAGGCCCACCUACCUAAGUGCUUUUCUAACAGGUGAUGAAGAAGACACUUACAUGGAAAUACUGAAAGAAUAUAGGGAUGUUUUUGCUUGGAGUUAUAAAGAGAUGCCUGGAUUAGAUCCCAAAGUAGCAGUCCAUCAUCUGGCGGUCAAGAAUGGUGCCCGUCCUGUUAAGCAGGCCCAAAGGCAUUUCAGACCAGAUUUGAUUCCUUCAAUCGAAAAUGAAGUCAACAAACUCAUUGAAGCUGGCUUUAUUCGUGAAGUUAAAUAUCCUACAUGGAUUUCAAGUAUCGUUCCCGUAAAAAAGAAGACUGGCUAA